Molecule: messenger RNA, 5412 nt
Organism: Capra hircus (goat)
Lineage: Eukaryota; Metazoa; Chordata; Mammalia; Artiodactyla; Bovidae
Product: complement C4
Exons: 41
Coding region: 52-5280 (1742 amino acids)
Biological process (GO): complement activation; inflammatory response
Cellular component (GO): extracellular region
Molecular function (GO): protein binding; endopeptidase inhibitor activity
Source: RefSeq, a predicted model, not a curated record
GGGUUAACCAGAAAGGAGCAGGCGGGUCUGAACCCCUCAGGUCCUCCAGCCAUGAGGCUCCUCUGGGGGCUGAUCUGGGCAUCUGGCUUCUUCGCCUUAUCUCUGCAGAAGCCCAGGUUGCUCCUGUUUGCUCCUUCUGUGGUUCGCAUAGGGGUCCCCCUGUCUGUGGCCGUGAAACUCCAGGAUGCUCCUUCAGGACAGGUGGUGAGAGGAUCCGUGUUCCUGAGGAACCCAUCCCACGUUAAUGAGCUCUGCUCCCCGAAGGUGGAUUUCAGCCUCAGCUCAGGCAGAGACUUCAUACUCCUCAACCUCCCGAUUCCCCAGGAGCAGGCCAGCCUCUGUCGCCUCCAUCUCCUCCGCGGAGCCCCCGAGGUGCAGCUCAUGGUGCAGUCGCCGUGGCUCAGGGACUCUCUGUCCAAACAGACAGACAUGCAGGGUGUCAACCUGCUGUUCUCCUCUCGCCGGGGGCACCUCUUUCUGCAGACAGACCAGCCCGUUUAUAACCCUGGCCAGCGGGUUCGCUACCGAGUCUUUGCUCUGGAUCAAAAGAUGCGCCCGGCCAGUGACAUCCUCACGGUCACGGUGGAGAACUCUCAAGGCUUCCGCGUGCAGAAAAGGGAAGUGUUUACUCCCUCCUCUAUCUUCCAGGACAACUUUUUGAUCCCAGACAUCUCAGAGCCAGGAACAUGGAAAAUCUCAGCCCGAUUCUCAGACAGCCUGGAUUCCAAUAGCAGUACCCAGUUUGAGGUGAAGAAAUAUGUUCUUCCCAACUUUGAGGUGAAGAUCAUUCCUGAAAACCCCUACAUCCUGACAACGCCUGGCUUUCUUAGUGACAUCCAAGUGAUCAUCCAGGCCAGGUACAUCUACAGGAAGCCAGUGCAGGGGGUGGCAUACGUGCGCUUUGGGCUUCUGGGUGAGGACGGUGAAAAGACUUUCCUGCGGGGCCUGGAGAGUCAGACCAAGCUGGUGGAUGGCCAGUGCCAAAUUUCCCUGCAAAAGGCCGAGUUUCAGGGCAUGCUGGAGAAGCUUAAUAUUAGCAUUAAUGACCUCCCAGGGCUGCGCCUGUAUGUUGCAGCAGCCGUUAUUGAGUCUCCAGGAGGAGAGAUGGAGGAGGCAGAGCUCACGUCCUGGCGUUUUGUGUCAUCUCCCUUCUCCCUGGAUCUGAGCAAAACCAAGCAGCAGCUUAUCCCUGGGGUCCCCUUCCUGCUGCAGGCCCUGGUCCGUGACAUGUCAGGCUCCCCAGCCUCUGGCAUUCCCGUCAAAGUGUCUGCCAAGUUGUUUUCUGGAUCGACUUCUAAAAACCAGGACUUUGAACGGAACACAGAUGGGAGCGGCCAAGUCAUCGUCUCCCUUGGUGUUCCUCGGACCAUCUCAGAAGUGCAGCUCUCGGUGUCUGCAGGCUCCCCCCACCCUGCCAUAGGCAGUCUCACUGUGAAAGCGCCCCUGUCCAGAAGCUCUGGGUUUCUGUCCAUUGAGUGGCAGAAUCCUCGACCUCUUAAAGUCGGAGAGACCCUUAACCUAAACCUGCAAGCCGUCGGCAUCAGUGGGAGCUUCUCCUACUUCUAUUACAUGAUCCUGUCCCGGGGCCAGAUCGUGUCUGUGCAUCGAGAGCCCAAGACCCACCUGACCUCCAUCUCCGUGUUUGUGGACCAUCGCCUGGUGCCCUCCUUCCACCUCGUGGCCUUCUACUAUCACGGGGGCGUCCCGGUGGCCAACUCCCUGAGAGUGGACGUCCAGGCUGGAGGCUGUGAGGGGAAGCUGGAGCUGAACGUGGACAGUUCCAAGGUGUAUCGUCCUGGGGACACUGUGAAACUCAACCUGCAAACAGGGUCUCGAGCCCUGGUGGCCCUGGGAGCUGUGGACACGGCUCUGUAUGCUGUGGGUGGCAAGUCCCACAAACCCCUCGACAUGGUCAAGGUCUUCGAAGCUAUGAACAGCUAUGACCUUGGCUGUGGUCCCGGCGGUGGAGACACUGCCCCUCAAGUGUUCAAGGCAGCUGGUCUGGCCUUUUCUGAUGGAGACCAUCGGACUGAAAUCAGAAAGAGUCUGAGCUGUCCCAAGGAGUCAAAGUCUCGGAAAAAGAGAAACGUGAACUUCCAAAAGGCGAUUCAUGAGAAGCUGGGCCAGUACACUUCCCCCGUAGCCAAGCGCUGCUGCCAGGACGGGCUGACGCGGCUGCCCAUGGUGCGCACCUGUGAGCAGCGGGCAGCCCGGGUGCAGCAGCCGGCCUGCCGAGAGCCCUUCCUGUCCUGCUGCCAGUUUGCUGAAAACCUGCGCAAGAAGGCCCGGACCAGGGGCCAGGUGGGCCUGGCCCGAGCCUUGGAGCUCCUGCAGGAGGAGGACCUGAUUGAAGAGGAUGACAUCCCCGUGCGCAGCUUCUUCCCCGAGAACUGGCUUUGGAAAGUGGAAGAAGUGGACCGCUUCUCCCAAUUACAACUGCUGCUCCCGGACUCUCUGACCACGUGGGAGAUCCACGGUGUGAGCCUGUCCAAAAGCACAGGCUUGUGUGUGGCCACCCCGGCCCGACUCCGAGUGUUCCGUGAAUUUCACAUGCACCUCCGCCUGCCGGUCUCUGUCCGCCGCUUUGAGCAGCUCGAGCUGCGGCCUGUCCUCUACAACUACCUGGAUAGAGAUCUGACCGUGAGUGUCCGCGUGUCCCCAGUGGAGGGGCUGUGCCUGGCCGGCGGUGGAGGGCUCGCCCAGCAGGUGCAGGUGCCCGCGGGCUCUGCCCGGCCCAUUGGCUUCUCUGUGGUGCCCAUCGCAGCUGCUGCCGUGUCCCUCAAGGUGGUGGCUCGAGGAUCCUUAGAUUUCCCUGUGGGGGACGCAAUAUCUAAGAUUCUACAAGUCGAGAGAGAAGGGGCCCUUCACAGCGAGGAGAUAGUCUAUGAACUCAACCCCCUGGACCCCCGAGGCCGGACCUUGGAAAUUCCUGGCAACUCUGAUCCCAAUAUUGUCCCUGAAGGAGAUUUCAAGAGUUUCGUCAGAGUCACAGCCUCGGAUCCACUGGAAGCAUUGGGCUCUGAGGGGGCCUUGUCCCCAGGAGGCCUGGCCUCCCUCCUGAGGCUUCCCCAAGGCUGCGGGGAACAAACCAUGACCCUCUUGGCUCCAACACUGGCUGCUUCCCGCUACCUGGACAAGACCGAGCAGUGGAGCCUGCUGCCCCCUGAGACCAAGGACCGUGCCGUGGAUCUCAUCCAGAAAGGCUACACGCGGAUCCAGGAAUUUCGAAAAAGAGAUGGUUCCUAUGGGGCUUGGUUACAUCGGGACAGUAGCACCUGGCUCACGGCCUUUGUGCUGAAGAUACUGAGUUUGGCCCAGGAUCAGGUGGGCGGCUCUACUAAAAAGCUGCAGGAGACAGCCAUGUGGCUGCUUUCCCAGCAAAGGGAUGAUGGCUCAUUCCACGACCCCUGUCCUGUUAUCCACAGGGAUAUGCAGGGAGGCUUAGUAGGAAGCGAUGAGACUGUGGCGCUCACGGCCUUCGUGGUCAUCGCCCUCCACCAUGGGCUGGCAGUCUUCCUAGACAAGAAUUCAGAGCAGUUGAGGAGAGUGGAAAAUUCCAUCUCAAGAGCAAACACCUUCUUGGGGGCGAAAGCAACCUCUGGGCUCCUUGGCGCCCACGCCUCCGCCAUCACAGCCUACGCCCUGUCGCUGACCAAGGCCCCUGAGGACCUGCGGAACGUUGGCCACAACAACCUCAUGGCCAUGGCCAAGAACAUCGGUGAUAAGCUGUACUGGGGCUCAGUCACCACUUCUCCAAGCAACGUCCUGUCACCCACUCUGGCUCCUCGCAGCCCAGCAGACCCCAUUCCCCAGGCCCCGGCCAUGUCGAUUGAAACCACGGCCUACGGUCUGCUACACCUGCUGCUAUGGGAGGGCAAGGCUGAGUUGGCUGACCAGGCUGCAUCCUGGCUGACCGGCCAGGGCAGCUUCCAAGGGGGAUUCCGCAGCACCCAGGACACUGUUAUGGCUCUGGAUGCCCUGUCUGCAUACUGGAUCGCGUCCCACACCACCGAGGAGACGGGAUUCAACGUGACCCUCAGCUCCUUGGGCCGCAGUGGACUCAAGUCCCACGUGUUGCAGCUGACCAACCACCAAGUCCACAGGCUGGAGGAGGAGCUGCAGUUUUCCCUGGGAAGCAAGAUUAACGUGGAGGUGAGAGGAAACAGCAAAGGAACCUUGAAGGUCCUUCGCAGCUACAAUGUCAUGGACAUGACGAACACGACCUGCCAGGAUCUUCAGAUUGAAGUGACGGUCAUGGGCCACGUCGAGUACACGAUGGAGGCUGAGGAGGACUACGAGGAAUACGAGUAUGAGGACUCUCCAGCCGGGGAUGACCCCGAGGCCCACUCCCGGCCCGUGACACCCCUGCAGCUAUUUGACGGUCGGAGGAACCGCCGGAGGAGGGAGGCCCCCAAGGCAGCUGAGGAACGGGAACCCAGGGUGCAGUACACCGUGUGCAUCUGGCGGACUGGCAAGGUGGGGCUGUUGGGCAUGGCCAUUGCGGACAUCACCCUCCUGAGUGGAUUCCAUGCCCUGCGGGCUGACCUGGAGAAGCUGACCUCCCUCUCCGACCGAUACGUGAGCCACUUUGAGACCGAGGGUCCCCAUGUCCUGCUGUACUUCGACUCGGUCCCCACCUCCCGGGAGUGUGUGGGCUUUGGAGCUGUGCAGGAGGUGCCCGUGGGGCUGGUACAGCCGGCCAGUGCCGUCCUGUAUGACUACUACAAUCCUGAGCGCAAAUGUGCUGUGUUUUAUGGGGCACCACGUAAGAGCAAACUCUUGUCCACGUUGUGCUCUGCGGAUGUCUGCCAGUGUGCUGAGGGGAAGUGCCCUCGACAGCGCCGGGCCCUGGAGCGUGGGCAGCAGGACAUGGAGGGUUACCGGAUGAAAUUCGCCUGUUACUCUCCCCGAGUGGACUACGGCUUUCAGGUUAAGGUUCUCCGAGAAGACAGCAAGGCCGCAUUCCGCCUCUUUGAGACCCGUAUCACCCAAGUCCUGCAUUUCACCAAGGAUGCCAGGGCCACCGCUGAUCAGACCAGAAACUUCCUGGUCCGAGCCUCUUGCCGCCUUCAGCUGGAACCUGGGAAAGAAUAUCUGAUCAUGGGUCUGGAUGGGGCCACUUACGACCUCAAGGGAGACCCCCAGUACUUGCUGGACUCCAACAGCUGGAUCGAGGAGAUGCCCUCUGAGCGCAUGUGCCAGAGCACCCGCCAUCGGACACCCUGUGCCCAGCUCAAGAGCUUCCUCCAGGACUACGGCACGCAGGGCUGCCAGGUGUGAGGGCACUCUCCCAGCUUCUCCAGGAGGAGCCGGAGCUGUGGAAAUAUACUGCCUGGACUCCCGCCGUGCCCUGUACCCUGACCAGAGCCCUAGGCAAAACCAGGGACUCAAUAAAGGCCUUUGGCAGCAAAG